This is a messenger RNA of Mizuhopecten yessoensis (Yesso scallop), 4030 nucleotides long. RefSeq names its product tankyrase-1-like. The record is from RefSeq and is a predicted model, not a curated record. Lineage: Eukaryota; Metazoa; Mollusca; Bivalvia; Pectinida; Pectinidae. Gene Ontology annotation, molecular function: protein binding. The coding region runs from base 113 to 1273 and encodes 386 amino acids. The transcript has 10 exons.
GACUCUCUACGUUGUCUGAAGUUGGCAAAACACACGGGACUGGAAACAAGAGCUAAAGAAUAUCUGGGCUAACGUUAAAAAAUACAUAGAAAAGCAAUAUUAAGACACCAGGAUGGCUACCACCACUGAGGACAGCUCAAGCAACAAUGGAAACAGAAGUGUAUCUGAUAUGAGCAAGUCUGAAUUAGAAAUGUAUCGUCAUGGACCAGAAACAGAGUUGUCUGCCCUUGUUUGUCAUGCUUCAGAAUCUGGAGAUUUUACUGCUCUGAGGGAUUACUUACAGAUACUGUCGGACACAGAGCCUGAAAAGAUCAAUGAAACUGACAAAGCGGGAAUGACAGCUCUACAUUUUGCUGUUUCUUGCCAAAACCUGCAUGCAGUGAGUAUGCUGAUACGCCACGGAGCAGACGUGGGUGCACAAGAUGUGCUUGGCUUCACUCCACUGUUCCUAGCUACCGGUCGUUACCCAAAUUUGGAGGUGGCCAAGUACCUACUGACUGAAGGAAAAUCUGACGUUAAUGUAAAAACACACAGUGGGGCCACUCCACUCCAUGGGGCAUCUCUACAGGGGAACAUUGAUUGUUUGAAGUUGCUGCUGGAAUGGAAUGGCGACCCACGAAUAGAAGAUGAAGAUGGAACCACCCCAUUUGAACUAGCAAAGGACGACGAGACCAAGGCGGUCCUCCAUGAUGCCAUUAUAGUGUUUGAUGCCAAGAGAGACACAGUGGAUGCUAUUUGUGCCUGGUGUAAGCAGAUCCCCAAGGCAGGUCUGAAGAGGUGUGGUCGGUGUCACGUGACCAUGUACUGUCAGCGUGAUUGUCAGGUGAAGCACUGGAAAGAAGGAGGACAUCGCAUUGCUUGCUCAGGCUUUAUUGUGGCGCGACCCUUUCAUGCUAAUGAGAGGAAGGGACAAGGCAUACAGACCUCCUUCUACAGAGUCAUGGGCUCCACGAAACCCAAUGUCAAGGUCUUCAUGCGCAACGCCAGUGAAGCCCCACAGAAAAUGGAAUUUCUCAGGAACAAGAGAUUUGUCGUCAAAGUACAGGUUCCAAUUGGUAACCUGCCCUGUGGGGAAAUGAUGGUGUAUAACGCUGACAGAACUGUAGAAGGCUUUGUCUACCCUAAAGAGAGAGGUUAUGAGAUACUGGCCAACAGGAUUCGGACUGAAGGGUUUAUGGGGGUGAAAGCCUUCUUCUGGGCAGAGCUGACCGGUGACAGUGACGGCUCCUUCCGAAUAUUCCACGGGCGGUGUGCACCCUACCAACAAUGGUAGCUGGCUUCCUCAUUCACAAAGUUGGUUAAAAAGUGACGUGAACACAACUAUUGUAGGAAACAGAAAAAGGCAAGUGUUCAUCAAUGUUUCCUUCCAAUUCUAAUAAGUGGAGAUUGUAUUGAAGCCACACUGACACAAAAAGACUCUAUGAUAAGAUAUCGAUUUCGUUUUUUCCCUAUUUAAAUGUUAUUGGUAGCUUUCUCAUGUACUGCCAAGUAUCAAGAUUUAUGAAAAUAUGUUGUUAGUUUUGUAUUUACCAUUGUAUCAAAUUGAGACAUAUUGAAUGCAGCCAUUAUUACCAAAGUUGAACAAAUUUAUAAGAUAUCAUGCAAUGUAUUAAAGAUUUGAAAUCUACAUUUAUAAAAUAUCAUAAUUAAUCAAAUGGUUUUUAUACUCACAAUGAUAUUUGAGUUGAUUUAUGGUGUUUUGUGUUUCUGUUCCUCACAAGGUAUGUGGUUUAUUCUAGUCUCCAGCAUUUUACUGAUGACAUUUUCAUAGCAUCCUGACUCUGUCUCUCCUCCUGAUAAAUAGAUGAUCUUACGUGAGUACCAUGUCAUAUUGAAUUUAUCAAACGAGUUCAAUAAUUUGUUAUAACAAGUGUCAUAUUAAAUUAUUGAACAAGUUUAAUAAAUUUAAUAUGACAUGGACAUGAAUGUUAGAUUCUAUUUAUCACAUAGCAUUCAUAAUUUGGAAAACAACUUGAAACAGUACAAUUAUGUGUUAUCAGCUGACUCUAUAUAGGUCAAAACCAAAGUACUUCAAUCGUAGCAUUGUCGUUCUGCACAGUGCGAAGUAGUUCAAUAUUUAUUUUUAAAUAUUGAAAUGAACAGUUUCAAAUGCUAUGAAAAUCAUAAGGAUAUAAUAAACAUUUCAAAUUCAAUUAACAUAACAGUAAAUGUAUUGUGUGAUAUUAGUAAAUAAAUUAGUACCAGUAGAGGCACAGGAAGGUUCCCACAGUGUGACCAAUCGUAGUACAUUUAGGUUUUAUUACAUGUGUGUAUUUAUACUAUAUUUAUGACACAUAGUAAAACGGGUCAGUUAUUCAAUAAAGUAAGAUGGCUUUACUAAAGGGUUUAACUUUAAUUUUGUGCACAUUUUAUUGACUGAUCCUAAGCUUCCUGUUGGUGAAGACAUGAAGUCAUGAUUGAUGCUCAAUGCAAAUUCAUACAAAAAUAUUUGUCACGCAAAUUGUUAGUGAACUGCCAUUUUUUUUCUUUAAUCGUCCAUCCGCCGUCAGAAAUCAUCAAACUAGGAUCUUUGUGCACUGACUUUAGUGUCCUCAAGGAUAUGCGUUACCUUGUACAUUAUAAAACUUACUUGUGUGAGAGUAAUUGCCAUUAACUUUUUUUUAAAGUUCAAAAAAUUUCUUGAUAGAUAUUUUACAGAUUUCUUUAUGUGGAGGGUAAAUAAGACAUCAAAAUACAGUAUAUCUAUUAUCUUGUUCAGUACUCUUUAAAAAAGUUGUCAAGCAAUGAAGUCCAAGAAAGUUGAUUCUGACCUUAUAGAGAGGCCGUUAGGUCAGGAUUAGUGUUACUAUAAAUAGAUUUACAGUUUCUGUGCAUUAUGUGUGACUUUUAACCCCAUAGAUUCAUUUUCAUGUUGAAGGUCAAGGCCAUUACGUGUUACUAUUAAGACCGAGGGAUGCAUGCAUCUUUUCAAUAUAUUGCAGGUCAAAGUAAUUCAGCAUCAAAGUGAUACACAAAAAUGCUAGCAACUUUUUUUCCUCAAAAACUGAAGUAAGAGGUCAAUGUCAGCAUUGUUGUACAUGUAACUUUAGAUUCUGUUUUACACUGUAUGUAUAAUUAUGAUGAGCUAUAACCUCGAACCUUUGUUGUACAUGUAACUUUAGAUUCUGUUUUACACUGUAUGUAUAAUUAUGAUGAGCUAUAACCUCGAACCUUUGUUGUAAUUGAUACCAUAUAUAUCAGUCAAGUUGUUUUUGUUUUACAGUCAAGACUCAUUUAUCUGUGCCUAGUUUAAACCCAUUGGAUGGAUUUUCCCUCUUGUCUAGAUCUGUUAUUUACAUGUCUUAUUUUACAUAUUUGAAGAAAAAAAACAACAUUUUUGAUGUAUGACUUGCGAGUGUUGUAUCACUGAACAUGUCCAUGGCCAGUCCUUGAUUUAUUGAUGUAUUGUACAAUGACUUGAGAUGAAAACAAAAACAGUAUAUUUGUAGGCCAUAAGGAGGUAUUUCAGUGGGAUAGAGAGAUUUACCUGUUACUGUUACUGUUCAAUGUCCCUGGUAGAGUGCCAAAUGUUGCCCUUGUACAGUUUAAUAAUUAUGUCAAAAGUUUCUCUAGGGAGUUUGUUACAUGUGUCCGAUGUUUCACUGGUAGAAUUUGUCAAUUGGAUCCAAUGUCUCACCAGUUUGCCAACAAUGUCCAGCUUCCCUGGUAUAUUAUCACGUGGUGUAUCGUGUAAAACUUGUGCAUUAAUCCAAUAUUCCGCAGAAGAGGAAACAAUAGUUAUGUCAAGUGUUUCCGUAGUAAACAAACUACAUCAGAUGUCUCUUAUAGAGUGAACCAUACUUCUCCUCAAUUGUUUACCAUUAAUGUUGAGUGCUUCCAUUAUAGUUUAAUACUAAAAUAACAAUCAUCUUUGUCAUAUAAUUUACUUGUUAUGUCCCAUUUCCACAGUAGUGUACCAAAUAUGUUCGUAUUUCUAGUCCAUACAAAAAGAAAGUGCUCGAUUCAUCUUACAUUCCACAACUGUUAGAAUGUUGUAUAUUAAUGUCUAUAUUUAUUUUGUUAUUGAAAC